AUGCUCAGUGGCAGGAUUCGUCGGAGGGCCCUGGCCCUGCUGGGUGCCCUCCUGCUGGUGAUCCUCGUCUGGCCGCCCUGCUGCGCGACGAUGCCGAAGCCACUGCCGGCCGCGCUCCCGAUGGGUCCGUGGGAAAAGUCCGUUCCCCCUUCGCGGCCCCAUCCGGCCGCCAUCGCCGUCCCAGUGCCGCUUCCGCUCCAGCAGCACGGUCCCGUGGCGGGCACUCACCUAAAACGGCACGGUUCAUCCGCGGCCCAAGGGAAAGGCUCGCACGAUCAGCAGCAGGACCGGGAACCGCCGGACUCCCGGGAGGACAGCCGGACCAGCGGGCGAGAAAGUGAAUUCUAUCGCUUCAUGCGCGUACUUAACCACAGUGUCGAAUCGAACGAACGAAGACAGCUUGCGGCGGUGAGUGAAACGGUGGCGGGCCAGUUCAAUAUGGCGGCGCGCGAAAAUAGCCCGCCCCGACCGUACGAUUAUUUAAUUGAAUCGAUCGAUAAAAAUAAACCCCGCACGACGCGAACAGUGCCGGCCGGCGAUAAGGACGCCCGGGUGCCAGGGGCGCAGUUCGAUGACAUGACGGGGCCCCCGGCUGCCGGUGCGUCCCUCAGUGUUGCAUCUAGUCACCCGUCCGCUCCGCCGACCGUACUGGCGAGAAGCAGACGCAACGCUGCUGCCACGCCACCACCACCACCAGCGGCCAUCGGCACCGGCAAUCCCCAUCGCCAUCAGCACAAACUGCCUCCGGGCGGCGAUCAGCAACUCAAUGCGACCGCCACCGGUGUGUGGCAUGGGCGACGCGGUGGUGGAGGCCGACAACAGCAGCAGCAACUGUAUCGCAACAUCGAUCCGAAUCUCGACAGGAACGAGCGGGCCGCCAACCUGUCGCACAUUUCCGGUGCGACGCGCAAAAUCCAGCUGUUCAUCAAGAACCGCUACGUGCAGCUGCUGCCCGACGGAACUGUCAACGGCACGCACGACGAUCUGAGUGACUACACGAUCCUACAGCGGACAACCGUCGGGAUAGGGCAGAUCAAGAUCCAGGCCGUUGCGACGUGCUUGUUUCUCUGUAUGGACACAUGCGGCAGUGUCUACGGUUCGAAAGAGUUCAGCGACGACUGCAUCUUCAACGAGCAGAUGGAGCAGCACCACUACAACACGUACUCCUCGACGCAGCACUCGAACUCGCGCCGCACGCUCUACCUCGCCCUCAACAAGACGGGCCAACCGCGCAAGAUCCAGAUCCCGGUCAACCGGACGCUCGGCAAGCUGGCCACCUACACGAAGGCGCUCACGCAAACGGUGGCCCACGAGCGCGUGGAGCAGCUAGUGUCACGGCUGUUCGGGGCCGACCACGUGCGCCACGGCCUCAGCCAGCUGUGCGAGACGGGCCAACCGUUGGUGGAGCUGACGGCCCGGGAGAUGCGCCCCCGGCCGGUCUGCGGUGGCCAGGGGAAGGGUCCCCUCGCAGCGGGUGGUGGUGGUGGUGGUGGUGGUGGAGGAGGCAAGAAGCAGCAGCAGAACGCUGGCAAAGACGAAGGCAAGGAAGGCCCGCGGCAGAAGAAGAAAAAGAAGCGACGAAAAUGCCGCGAGGACGAACUGCCCGGCGAACACUGCGUGCGGCCGGGGCCGGGCGGUCCAGGUGGUACAAAUGGUAGCGGUAAUAAGAAGCGGCCCGGCGGCCAGCAGCACUCGGGGCAAGCGCGGCAACCAGGCAGUAGUAGUAUUAGUAGCGGUAGUAGCAAUAGCACUAGUUCCGUAGGCAGUAGCAGUAGCGCAGGAGGCACCAACCAGUCAGCGACCAGCUUCGCCGGUCACCUCAGCAACGGCAGUAGUAUUAGCAGCAGCAAUAGCAGUGCAAAUAGUCUAAUAGCAAGUAUUAGCAGCGGAGGCCCCAACCGCCAAGGUCUACCGUACGCCCAACUCACAGCGACACCAAAUGUGCGGAAGCCGAAACCCACGAGGAAGCAGCCGGCCAACGGGGGGCCAGGAGGUGCCGGUGGACAGCGGGCCGCUUCCCAGCAGGCACCCGGCGGUCCGACGCGGAAACCCAAGAAACCCACACAACAGCCGGGCUCAGGUUCCGCCGGCAAACGGAAUGGAACGAUGGCGAACAAACCGGGCCCGGCGAGGAGUAAGCUGGUGUCGGCCGGCGUGGUACCUCCCAAAUCCAACCCCAAGCCAGCCUCGUUGACAAUCGCCCGGCCAGCACGUCCCUCGUUGGGCCCUCCCUUCCUGCUACCCUCGACAUCGACGACGACAACGACGACAACAACGACGACGACGUUGGAAGAGGCGAGCAGUAGCAACGCCAGGACAACGGUUUCGAACGCCCUGCAGCAGGACACCUCGCAGCAGUCGGAGGACGCCGAGCUGGACAUGGACGACGUGCUGCAGCAGUCCGCCGAGCUCGCCGACGAUCUGGACGAGCUGGACGAAGUUCCAGGAUCUCCCACCGCUUCCUCCUGGCACGAACUGCUCCCGGCCCGCUCGGUUUCGGAGCAGCGCGGCCGUUACAAAGCGCUCUCCUGUUGUAGUUUCCUAAGCCUUAGCUCGCUCGUGGUGUACGGCGCCACGGUGCAUUUGCUAUAUCUAUGA
Molecule: messenger RNA, 2598 nt
Organism: Anopheles coustani
Lineage: Eukaryota; Metazoa; Arthropoda; Insecta; Diptera; Culicidae
Gene: bnl
Exons: 4
Coding region: 1-2598 (865 amino acids)
Biological process (GO): animal organ morphogenesis; positive regulation of gene expression; fibroblast growth factor receptor signaling pathway
Cellular component (GO): cytoplasm
Molecular function (GO): growth factor activity; fibroblast growth factor receptor binding
Source: RefSeq, a predicted model, not a curated record